CCUCAAAGUUACCUCUCGAGAUGGUCGCGAGAAAAUACUCCAAUUGACUCCCAAGACCAGUAUGAAAGAGCUGUACGAAGAUCCUAUACCCCAGUGCGGGAGGUUGGAGCUUAUCGGGUAUUUCCUCUUAAUAUAGCUAAAAAUUUUCUUAUGCGAAUCCGAACACCGCUAGGUGUUGUAACUACGCCUUACCAUACUAACUACAGAUAUUACCAGGAGCAACAACCAUUUAGGAAAUAUGACAUAUUUCAAGUUCGAACUUGGGCUUAUCCAAUCUACAAAUACCUUCACGGACGUGACCACCUGUCCACAAGGCCUUAUUCAUAUACCCGCGUCUAUGGCAAUUCUCCGCUAUACACUCCGCCGAAAAUUGCUGCAGAACCUCGAUCGAUGACUUCAAGCCGUAGUUAUUCUGGUUACGUUUAUAUGGCUGGCGAACACAGCUUUGAUGUAGCAUCUAGGCCACGAUCUCUUGACCACUAUCAAUUUUGGAGAUCACAUAUUACCAGGUAA
Molecule: messenger RNA, 513 nt
Organism: Enterobius vermicularis (human pinworm)
Lineage: Eukaryota; Metazoa; Nematoda; Chromadorea; Rhabditida; Oxyuridae
Source: the annotation of a GenBank genome assembly